UGCAAGUUGCAACCUUUGAAGCAACGUUAAAUAAAAGAACCAAGAUCCACACUCAUUCAAUCACAAUCUUCGAUGUUCUAUCUCCUCUCUCUCCCUCCAAUCCUCGCUUUUCUAUAAAAGGAGAGAGCACACAAAUCCAAAGAUUUCAUUAUUCAUCGCCUACUUCCACAACUCAUCCUCUUUUUCCUCCAUUUUUUUAAGUAAUUCACUACGACUCCACACUAUUUCUUAGUCUCUCACUCUCACCACUUCUCAGCUCGUGUUUUCAGCUUAAGCUUGUGGAUAAGAGUUCCUAGUGCAGAUAGAUUGAAUGUUGUGAUCCAAAAUGGGUUCACAUAGUGCUGUUCUACUCCAAGUGUUCAUAGUCCUUUGCCUUGUUGUGUUCCAAAGUUCUGCUGUUAAAGUAGAUGCUGAUCUAAACACAACCCUCACUGUAGAUGCUUCUGAUUCAUCUGGAAGUCCGAUACCGGACACCCUUUUGGGAAUAUUCUUUGAGGAGAUAAAUCAUGCUGGUGCCGGGGGAUUGUGGGCAGAGCUCGUAAGCAACAGAGGAUUUGAAGCUGGUGGACCUAAUACUCCAUCAAAUAUUGAUCCCUGGGCAAUUAUUGGAAAUGUAUCAUAUAUAAAUGUUGAAACUGAUCGUACCUCCCUGUUCGAUCGCAAUAAGAUUGCACUUCGGUUGGAGGUGUUAUGUGACACAACAGGUGACAAUAUCUGCCCAACUGGCGGAGUUGGUGUCUAUAACCCUGGUUUCUGGGGCAUGAAUAUCGAGCAAGGGAAGAAAUACAAAGUGGUCUUCUAUGUUCGUUCAACAGGAUCAAUCAACUUAUUAGUGUCAUUCACCGGAUCAAAUGGUUUGGGAAACCUGGCUUCAGCUGAGAUUACAGGUUCUGCUUCUGACGUUUCAAACUGGACAAAGGUAGAGACCAUAUUGGAGGCCAAGGCAACAGAUCACAAUGCAAGACUUCAAUUAACAACAACCACAAAAGGUGUGAUAUGGUUGGACCAAGUGUCAGCUAUGCCCCAGGACACAUAUAAGGGACAUGGUUUCCGGAGUGACCUUUUUGGAAUGCUAGCAAAUAUGAAACCAAGAUUUAUCAGAUUUCCAGGUGGUUGUUUUGUUGAAGGAGAAUGGUUAAGAAAUGCGUUUCGAUGGAAAGAAAGUGUUGGACCAUGGGAGGAGAGACCUGGCCACUUUGGUGAUGUUUGGAUGUAUUGGACUGAUGAUGGACUCGGCUAUUUUGAGUUUCUUCAACUAGCAGAGGAUUUGGGUGCAGCACCAAUUUGGGUGUUUAAUAAUGGUAUCAGCCAUCAAGAUCAAGUUGAUACAACUGCCGUUUUACCUUUCGUCCAAGUAUAUUAUUUCACUGUUCUCUUCUCUUUUCCCUAUUAUUUUUUUCUCCCUGCAAGAGGUGAUGCCACUUCAAAAUGGGGUUCCCUUAGAGCUUCUAUGGGACACCCAGAGCCAUUUGAUCUAAAAUAUGUUGCUGUUGGAAACGAGGAUUGUAACAAAAAGAACUAUAGAGGAAACUACCUGAAAUUCUAUAGUGCCAUAAGAAGUGCUUAUCCAGAUAUCCAAAUCAUUUCUAAUUGUGAUGCUUCUUCUCAACCAUUGAAUCAUCCAGCUGAUCUAUAUGAUUAUCAUCUUUAUACAAAUGCCAAGGACAUGUUUUCCAGAGCAACUGCAUUUGACCGUACAUCUCGUAGUGGACCAAAGGCUUUUGUAAGUGAGUAUGCUGUGACUGGAUCCGAUGCCGGGACAGGAAGCCUUAAGGCGGCUCUAGCUGAAGCUGGUUUCCUUAUUGGACUAGAAAGGAACAGUGAUGUUGUCCACAUGAUUAGCUAUGCUCCACUUUUUGUGAAUACAAACGAUAGGAGGUGGAACCCGGAUGCAAUUGUAUUCAACUCCUAUCAGUUCUAUGGAACUCCUAGCUACUGGGUGCAACUAUUCUUCUCGGAGUCAAGUGGAGCAACACUUCUUAAGGCAUCGCUUCAGUCGACGCUAUCUAAUUCACUUGUUGCUUCAGCAAUUACUUGGAAAAAUCCUGUAGAUGGGAACAAUUAUAUACGGAUAAAGGUUGUGAACUUCAACGUCAACGGAGUAGACCUUCACAUCUCUUUUAAUGGAUUGGACCCAAACACAGUGCAGUUGUCCGGUUCAACCAAGACUGUGCUUACAUCUUCAAGUUUAACCGAUGAGAAUUCCUUCUCACAACCAAAGAAGGUGGUGCCAAUCCAGAGUCUACUUCAAAGUGUUGGAAGGGAAGUGAAUGUUGUAGUGCCCCCAUAUUCCUUCACAUCAUUUGAUUUUCUGAAGCAGUCCACUAAUCUGGAGAUUAUAAGGACUGAUUCCUCUUCAAGGGCUUCUAUUUAGUAAAGUCACACACGAAAGAAUUAAAAUAAAUUAAUUAAUUAAAGAAAGGAAGAAAGAGAAGAGGAUGAGAGCGGGGUUGGUAUAUGCUAUAUAGCUACCAAGUGCUGCAAGGUUGGAAUCACUUGCUACUCUAAUCUGUAAUGUAACUAAAUAAUUUAUGGUGUAAAUAAUAUUCAUCUGGUUUCAAGUUUCAUAUGAUUUCAGAACUGUA
Messenger RNA from Arachis duranensis, 2585 nucleotides. RefSeq names its product alpha-L-arabinofuranosidase 1. Gene Ontology annotation, molecular function: alpha-L-arabinofuranosidase activity. Gene Ontology annotation, biological process: L-arabinose metabolic process. Bases 326 to 2374 code for a protein of 682 amino acids. The record is from RefSeq and is a predicted model, not a curated record. Lineage: Eukaryota; Viridiplantae; Streptophyta; Magnoliopsida; Fabales; Fabaceae. The transcript is spliced from 17 exons.